Molecule: messenger RNA, 2416 nt
Organism: Podospora bellae-mahoneyi
Lineage: Eukaryota; Fungi; Ascomycota; Sordariomycetes; Sordariales; Podosporaceae
Exons: 2
Coding region: 310-1614 (434 amino acids)
Biological process (GO): endoplasmic reticulum inheritance
Cellular component (GO): endoplasmic reticulum membrane; perinuclear endoplasmic reticulum; cortical endoplasmic reticulum
Source: RefSeq, a predicted model, not a curated record
CCUCCCCCUCCCCCUCCUCCUGCGCACCAUUUUCGAGCCUGCCAUUCCGCCGUUCGAUCGACACUCGUCCCGCGACAAGCUCACGAUAUUCGAUCGAUCGAUCUGUCUCGAAUACGCAUCUAGAAACAAACACUCGCUUGGCAAGCUCCCCGAGACCACCAUCGACGUCCUCUCUCGCCCUCGCUGGUAGCCCCGCUACCUUGCACGUCGCACGACGCCUUUUGAGCCACCAAGCACCUAUAUUCCUUUUAAAGUGCACUCCUAGUGGGGAGGGGCACUGCGGGGGAAGAACACUCGCCCGCCGCAAACAUGUGGUGGCUCAUCAACGCCUGUUCGAGUGCCAUUUUCCUGUUCAGCAUCGUCCUCUCGAUACCAAUCGCUUUCGAUGUCGGGGGCCGUGAUGCUGGCCUGGCUUAUUCGCUAUCACUUUUCCUUUUCUACAUUUUCUACAGUACCAGCAAGCUUAUAACGCCAGAGAAGUCUCGGAUACGCUGGUUCUUGAAGAGUCUGGUUGGGUUAUCACAAUGGAUUGUUAUACCCGCAUUGUUGAUUUGGGCUCUCAACCGUUUCUCGGUCGAUGCCGAUAGUGCCAACUGGGUGUCACGUACGUUUGCCCACGUUACAGGGCACCACAAGAGUUGGAGAGAGUGGUUUUGGGGGUCUGAAGGCUUUGUGGAAAACGUUGCGUUAGGCUCUUGGGACAAUACCUUGAGUUAUUCGAGCCCUGUUUUCCAACUUCUCGAGGGCUUCUGCAGCUUGUUGGUGAUCCAGGCUGCUGGUCAGAUUGCGAGAUGGCUGGUCAACCGGGGAAGAAGUGACACCUGGAUCACGCUCCUGAUAAUAUCAGGUGCCAUCAGCUCCAUGGCCAUUUACUUCUUAUGGCGUGUCAUGUGCUUCCCACAAAUCGGCAACUUCGAUGCCACGCUCAUCGGCGUUGCCAUGACCUCAGCCUUCUUCCUCUGCGGUUUUGGCAUUGCCAGCGGCCGAGGGAAUCCGAUCGAGUCUUCCCUUCUUUUUGCGUACACGGUUCUCUGUGUCUAUCAGAUUUUCACCGAUUAUCAGCCCUCGCCCGAGGCUGCCGCCGCAGCGGAAGCUGCCGCUGCUGCGCAGCCGGAUUUUCCGCCUCUGCCGCCCAUCCUCAUGGCCUCCUACACCACUCUGAUCCACAUGCUCAGCAGCCUUCCGUCGGCUUUUGGUUUAUCAUUCCAGUUUCUUUACGCGGCAUUCCAAACCAUCACCCCUAGCGUCAUCAUCUCGCUGACAUAUCGCACCAUCGUUUUUUAUUGCGCUACGAGAAUUAUUCCGGCUGUUAGAGAGUUGGGUGCUCAGGCUAUUAUGGAAGAGCCCACGCUCGACGAAAGCGAUGGCGCCAACCGUGUUCUUGGUUUUCUCAGCUGGUUUUCGCCUUCUAUUCUGAUUGCGGUAUACACCAGUUUGCUCCUGCAGCACUUUACUAUUGCCGAUGGCGACGAGCUCGGCUGGACUCUCCGGGCCGGCGAUGCUGGUGGCAGUACUUGGCGGUGGAUCAACUUGACGGCCACCAUGGGACUUUAUGCCAUCGAGUUGUACCUCGGUGGUGAUGGUGACGGUGGCGCGCACUGGAAGACGGACUGAAGAAGUUUUCCCGAGAGAACAUUAGCAGGGGGCCGGGGAGGUCAACGGCAUGCCAAUCCAUGGGGCCAUCCGCAGCAUGGCCGAUUGGAAGGGCUGUAUUGAAACUCAAGCUGGAUGACAAUGUCCCAGCCAAACGGGAUUCCUCGCCGGAUACUAAUCGGCGUCGAAAAGGAAUUCAAAACGGGGAAAGCUAUCAGAAGAUCAAGGAACAGGGCUACUAAAAACCAAGGAUACUAAAGGAAAAGGGGGGACAAGAGGAGGAAGGCAAGAUACCCAAUGGCUAGGAAGCGCAGGUUAUGGAAAGGUGAUGCAAAACAUAUCACCAGUAGAAGAAAGAUAAGCAUGCAAGUCAUUAACAAGAUUGACUUGGCAGGACCGCUUGCACGUUCCUCACGCACAACAUACGCUUUUUUCAUUUUUUUUUUCUUCAUGACUUUGGCUCCUUUCAAUAUUGUAUUCAUAGUAAACAAACCAAACGGGCAACGUGGAUGAGAACAGGGGAUUGAGAGUCGGAAGCAACGUCUGGCUGGCUUAGGGGGCAUCAUGUUGCAACAUCGUACAAUCAUACAGCGAAUGGCGUUGGUGUCGUUUUAUUUUCGUUUUCUUGGACUAUGACCUGGGGCCGGAACUGGGACUGGAAUUUGGUUGGCUGGCCGGAGCAUGUAUCAUUUGAAUUUCCAUAUGUCUAAGCACAACUAUCAGAGCCUGCCUUUCGAUCAUAAUCUACCGCAUAACCCCUUCUACAUGUUACAAAAUUCUUGCAGCAUGGCAUUUCUACAGUAACACAACAUAAAAGAGACCC